This is a messenger RNA of Didymella exigua CBS 183.55, 1136 nucleotides long. RefSeq lists its product as uncharacterized. Lineage: Eukaryota; Fungi; Ascomycota; Dothideomycetes; Pleosporales; Didymellaceae. The record is from RefSeq and is a predicted model, not a curated record. Bases 219 to 992 code for a protein of 257 amino acids. The transcript has 2 exons.
AGGACCUUUUCUGAGGCAAUUCUAGCGGACCAUCUCUUACCCUCCCAGAAGGGUAUAUACAUACAUCCACUGGCUUCAAGCGCACUAGUGCAGGUCGCCGCUUUGGUGCAGGUGAAGGCAGCUGCCCGCCACCCAGCGCCGUAGUACAGCAGUGCACCUCGGCAUCUACAAAACGGGCGACCUCUACAACCCACACUCUCUCGACGUCAUCUGCAAACAUGUUCCAACCAUGGCUACAACUACCUACAGAGCUCAAACUCAAGGUCUUGCAGCACGCGUUAGCACAGGCAGACCCCAUCGCGCACUCUGCCCAUCUUGACAACGUCCGGGUACGGCACUUGAGCCCUCUCAUCAGCACACGAAACAAGGAGCUCUCACAGCUUGCAAUCGAUGCUUACUACAAGUCCAACACAUUUCUCAUCGCUCCGCACAUCCUACGCACCACAUUCGGGCCUCGCUGUCGUCUUAUUCGGCCGCACGCUCAGCUAGCUCCGAAGAUCCAGCACCUGGUGUUCAGGACGGCCACAUGCUUCCCUCGCGAAACAUUGUCUCAAGCCGUGUCGCACUACCAAUACGAUGAGCUCGCCAACAUCCUCAACCGCCAGAUCUACCCAUGGGCGUUCAUGCUCACGCUGAUCGAACACAAGGAAGGUGAAGUUCCCAACGAUGCUGUUCGAGCUGGCUGGCAGCGCGACUUCGUUUCACUGAGGACUUUCACUCUGGAUCUACGGCUCGCGGGCGAGUACGCCAUGGACGAGCCAGAUGUCUGGACUCGCUUCGGUGCGCGACAGGAUCCGGUCUUUUCAGCGUGUACGUGCUACAGCCAGAACGAUUUGAUAGAGGUUCUUGCCGGCGGGACUACCGGCAUCAACGCGAAAAAGGUGUUGGUCACGGCAACGGUGAAGGGCUGUCGAAGUGGAACUUGUGAAUUGAGGCUGGUGGGCGCGCUACAGGCUGUGUUAUCAGGCGACAGAACAGAUUUGAGUGCUUGAAGGAUCUACUCCGUCAGGAUUUGGAGUUCCAAGAUUCGGGGUUCGGGAUUUUGCAUGGGGUCCCGCUUGCCUACUGAGCUCAAGCUGGAAGUGCUGGGCAUGGUCCUGACUCACGCCAUUCCCGUCAUUCGCGCAGUACACAAA